AUGCCGCCGUCCCAGUCCCGGGAGCUGCUGAGCCCGGCGCCGCGCCCCUCCAAGAUGGCCGCUACUAUCAUGUCGCUGCGGUACCGCGGCUCGGCACCUCUCGGUGAGGAGCCGGCCGAGGAGGAACACCAGGAGGGCACGUCUGUGGAGCAGCGGCUGCGCCGUCUGGCUCUCACCGACCUCGAGUCCAUGUUCAUCAUGUUGUACGCUCAGGAGACCGAACACGUACUCUGUCGCCUGGACUGGAAUCCGUCCGGCCAGCUGACGGUGCGACCCGACUUCAGCCGCGGCGCGCAGCCGUACAGGUAUCAGGUGGGAGAGGGCCAGAAGGGGCUGUACGCCUACUGGCUGGAGUGGUGCCGCCCGACCGAAGAUGGGCGGCAGGCGCCAUCCGGCCCACGGCCCCAGCUGGUGUCGGCCCGCGGCUUUGAGCGCGAUAACCUCUUCAUCCACUACUUCAUGGAGCUGCCCAGGGGGUGGCGGGCCAGCGCCGACACUCGGCUCGGGGGCGUCACGCAGCUGUGUCGGGCGUCAGCCGCCGGCGACUGCCACUUCGGCUUCCCCAUCAACGCCGAGCUGAUGCUGGGCGCGCCGGACGAGGAGCAGGCGGACGGCUGGCACCGCUGGCCGACGCUGUACGUGGAGGUGUUAUCAGAGGACAUGCUGGGCGUGUGCCGCACCGAGGGCUACUGCCACCUGAGCGUGCCGCCGACGGCCGGCGCGCUGGAGCGACGUCUGGCCGCCUGGCGGCCCACCGGCGACCGCACGGCCCAGCUGCGCCGCUUCUUCAUCGGCGGCUCGCCCGAACUGGAGGACCCCUCGUUCGUGGCCGUGCCGGCCGGGCUUUCAGGGUGACCGCCUGAGCCGCUACGGCUUUCGCACGGAGACGACGGGCGAGGUGGUGGUGCGUCUGUGCGCACUGCACCAGAGCCAGAGCCUGGUGUUGGGCGGCGACGGUCGGACGG
Messenger RNA from Pollicipes pollicipes, 965 nucleotides. RefSeq names its product Meckel syndrome, type 1 (gene Mks1). Lineage: Eukaryota; Metazoa; Arthropoda; Thecostraca; Pollicipedomorpha; Pollicipedidae. Gene Ontology annotation, biological process: cilium assembly. Gene Ontology annotation, cellular component: MKS complex. The transcript has 9 exons. Bases 1 to 855 code for a protein of 284 amino acids. The record is from RefSeq and is a predicted model, not a curated record.